CCUUCGACAACUCUACCUUGGAGCCCGUAGUACAAUACAACAUACCCAACGCCACCCAACUUUCCCUCCUCAUGGCAACACCACCGGUAGUUCUAGUGACGGGUGCUACAGGAUUUAUUGGUUCACAUACUGUUCUGGAGUUAAUUCGACGAGGUUACCGCGUCAGAGGGGUGUCGCGCUCACGCGAAAAGUCCGAAGAAUGGAAUGCCUUGUAUCCUCAACAGGCGACGUAUAUCGAAUGGGUAACAAUAUCUUCAAUAGUCGAUUCGGAUUCACUCGACCGCGCCUCUAUAGGCGUUGAUUAUAUCAUUCACACAGCCGCACCAUUCACACUUGACUUCGAGUACAACCUCGAAGACAUGCUGGUUCCAUCGGUAGUCGGCACUCGCAACAUCAUGCGAGUGGCUUCAAAACGACCAAGGGUGAAACAUGUCGUGAUUGUGAGCAGCCUUGCCGCGGUGGUCGACUAUCGGGAGGGAUUGAACCCAGAAAGGCAAUAUACCCCGAACGACUGGGCACCCGCGAGCUGGGAGGAAGCAGCACGUACGGAUGACUCUACAUAUGUAUGGACGGCAUCGAAGAUUUUUGCCGAACGCGCCGCAUGGGAUUUCCUCCAACAGGAAAAGCCACAAUUUUUCAUAACGACAUUUUGUCCACCCGUUAUUCUCGGACCUCCCGGACAGCCUUACGAUGACUUCGACGAGCUCAACCAGUCACUUCAGCAGCAGUGGUCGAUAAUCAAUGGGGAAGCCGCUGCCAUUCCACGCGCAUUUUUUCCUGCUUCGGUGGACGUUCGUGACGUUGCCAGACUGCAGGUUCUCGCUCUUUCCACCCCACGAGCCCGGAACCAGCGGUACAUCCCCAUUUCAUCCCCUUUCACUAAUGGCCAUGCCGCAGCCAUUGUUCGCCGCGGCUUCCCCGACCAGGCACGACGAGUAACACCGGGCCCCGACGACGCUCCUCCUCGCUUCCAAGUCGAUACCAGCCAGCUGAUGCGAGAUUUCCCAAUAGAGUGGAUACCCUUGGAACGCACUCUUCUGGAUCUUGCCGCUGCGUUAUACCAGAAGGAAAGUCAACUACAAGAAAGCGGAUAAUCAGGACGACAUCUGUGUUUGUCAAUGUUUCGCCGUCACCAGUACGCAUCUGAUUACGAUUAUAUAUGAUCGGCCACCCGGUCGAAUAGACGCAUGUGUUAUUUAUAGCCUGCAAGCAUUGUAUUUCAUCUAAUUAUUUU
Messenger RNA from Dacryopinax primogenitus, 1234 nucleotides. RefSeq names its product NADP-binding protein. Bases 72 to 1094 code for a protein of 340 amino acids. The record is from RefSeq and is a predicted model, not a curated record. Lineage: Eukaryota; Fungi; Basidiomycota; Dacrymycetes; Dacrymycetales; Dacrymycetaceae. The transcript is spliced from 4 exons. Gene Ontology annotation, molecular function: oxidoreductase activity, acting on the CH-OH group of donors, NAD or NADP as acceptor.